CUAUUUGAGUUGCACCUCUUUCAACUCCAUUAUACAACCACUUGAAUGUGUGGUGGGCCUGGUGCAAUUAUUGGGAAAGUGAAAUAGUUACUUCUUUGUUAGGAGUAUCAGGUUGCUUAUAUACAUGGGGUCACAUAAAUUCUUUUUUGCCUUUCUUGGGGUGGUGGUUUUGUAUUUGUCUCCGAAUUUUAAACUGUGGACCAUUCUCUGUAUUAGGUUGCAUUUACUCCCUUUGUGUUAAACAUGCAACAUUUACACAUGCAGUAUUUACAGCACUUGCUCGCUUUUAAACAAAGCAAAAGGCACUGAAUAAAGUAGGCUCUGACCCUGCAUGCAUUCCUGCUCUCGGGGUGGUAUUCAAGGCAUACUUUUUUAGCAUGUCAUUGUUUGAACACAGGACCAGUGUGCAAUGAGGGGGCUGCCUUAGUCUUUUUUUUUUUUUUUCUCUUUUUUAAUCUCCUCAUGAUAUUUCCGUAAGGGUCAUCUACCUUCCUAGUUUCUAGUGGAAGAUAAAUUUUGGUUUCUUAGGUUUAAAUCAACUGCCUUUUAGUUUAAUUGUCACGGUUGUAGUGAGUUGGCUCCUUUAUGAUAACGUGGGUCAAGGCCAUAAAUGUGCAUGGCCCUUGUGAGUUUCUUUGUCUUUCUAUUUCUCUUACCUAAUUAUGGUUUGGAGGAGGAUAAAAGCCUAACUGCUAUUAAACUUGAAAGUGCUCCAUUUACUUUAAGUGCUUUAAACUUUCAGCUUAAGUGAAAUCUCAACGAAUGUUUUCUCAUUGGCAUUUCUCUGCUGUUUAAUAUUUUACUAAAAAGGUUAGCAGGAGAGACUUUUUGAGCAAAGAAAACUUUCAUUGUUCCAUCAUUUGCCGUCUUCAAGCAUAUCAAAUGCCAAGAUCAAGGGGAUCUGAUUUGCCUCAAAGGCAGUCUCCACGAGGUCCUCAUCAACAUCGGACAUCAAAUUCUGAUUCUGAUCCAUUGCAUCAACGGCUGAUUGCUGACCGAAGUCCGAAGUUAGGAGACCGGCGCUCACCAAGAGGUACUCAAUCUGAGGCACUAAAUCAAAAGAAGCUAGGAACUCGCAUCGCAGAUUUGGAAUCUCAGCUUGGUCAGGCACAAGAAGAGUUAAAAGUUUUGAAGGAUCAGCUAGUUUCUGCUGAAGCUGCAAAGAAAGAAGCUCAAGAUGAGCUAGUGAAGAAAGCUGUGCAAUCAGUAGUUCCUGUGGUUGAGAAGUUCCAAGAGAAGUGCAAUUCCAAGAAUGAUCAAGAGUCCAACAGAACUGAAACCAUACCCCAAGAUAUUGUACUGGGUGACAACCAACACGAGACUGAUGUGUUUGAAGUUCCAAUUGAGAAGUUGACAAUUAAAUUCGACAAACAUGCAGAUCAAUCAGAAAAGGAAGAUCUACCGUUUGAAGACUCAAAUGCACCAGCAAUAUCAAUGCCGGAAAAUCCUUCUGUGGACAAACAUGAACUGUCACUGAAGAUUGAUGAAAUUGCAUUGUUGAAAUCCAGUUUGGAAGAGAAAGGGAAGGAGUUAGAGUCCAUUACUAGUGAGAAAGAAAAUCUGAAGAACAAACUGGAUGAAGCAGUUUCAAAAGUGUCAACUGCUCAAUUCAAGGAAGAAGGAAUGUCCUUGCUGUUGGACCGACUGAGAGAAGAGUUGGAAGCAAGUAAAGCCAAUACAGAGAAGUUGAAUGGGAAGUUAAAAUCUGUGGAAGCAGAAAAAGAAGGAUUAGAAGCAGAGAUGAAGAAGCUAAGGGUGCAAACUGAGCAAUGGAGAAAAGCAGCAGAUGCUGCAGCUGCAGUGCUUGCUGGGGGUGUUGAUAUUACUGCUAGAAUUCCUGAAAGGUGUGGUUCAAUGGAUAAGCACUUUGGUGGAACGUUUGAGACACCUGCUGGUAGGUACAAUGGCUAUGUGGGGUCUCCUGGUAUGGCUGAUGACUUGGAUGAUGGUUUUGGAGGUGGAAAGAGGAAGGGUUCUGGGAUUAGAAUGUUUGGUGAUUUAUGGAAAAAGAAGAGUCAAAAGUAAUUUCUGGUUUAUAUUCAGUGAGUGAAUUUACUAGUACUUUUUAACUAAGUUCAUGUUUUGAUGGUAGCAGAAACUGCAAAUACAGUUGCUUACUGCUUUGCACCUUCUGCCAUCCGUAGUCAUUUCUGGUAUUAUUAGGCCAUUAGUUGUGUAGUGUUACCGUUGCAUCAUCUGUGCAAGGUAGUAGCGAUGUGAACUUAUGAACAUUUUUUAACGCAUGUUUCACUUCUCCUAAGCUUUGAUGAAGGCAUUUUUACUUCAAAUGCCUGUUUUUA
Molecule: messenger RNA, 2300 nt
Organism: Vigna angularis (adzuki bean)
Lineage: Eukaryota; Viridiplantae; Streptophyta; Magnoliopsida; Fabales; Fabaceae
Product: interactor of constitutive active ROPs 4
Exons: 3
Coding region: 883-2025 (380 amino acids)
Source: RefSeq, a predicted model, not a curated record